Phanerochaete carnosa HHB-10118-sp is the source of this 243-nucleotide messenger RNA. RefSeq lists its product as uncharacterized. NCBI's taxonomy places the organism in Eukaryota, Fungi, Basidiomycota, Agaricomycetes, Polyporales, Phanerochaetaceae. The transcript has 2 exons. The annotation marks the transcript as partial. The record is from RefSeq and is a predicted model, not a curated record.
CCGUGUCGAUUUCAACCUACGUCCAUGCCUGCCAGUAUCCUGAGUGUAUCGAACACGUCUUUAUGUCGAAACCGCGCAAAUCCACCCUUGCCUCCUUCAUCGCCCCCCGAGUAUGAUCGGCCCACCAAUCGUGUUUCGGCUGCGGCUGACGACCAACUAGAGAUGAAUCCCCCAGGGUCUAUUCAUGACCUCAGCUACCUAGCAAUCCGCUCGACCAGGUAUUUGACAACUAAGCUGGACUGA